This is a messenger RNA of Paramisgurnus dabryanus, 3185 nucleotides long. RefSeq names its product host cell factor C2 (gene hcfc2). Lineage: Eukaryota; Metazoa; Chordata; Actinopteri; Cypriniformes; Cobitidae. Gene Ontology annotation, molecular function: protein binding; transcription coactivator activity. Gene Ontology annotation, biological process: regulation of DNA-templated transcription; chromatin remodeling. Gene Ontology annotation, cellular component: histone methyltransferase complex. The record is from RefSeq and is a predicted model, not a curated record.
GCGUACGGCCAAUCACAGGCGGAUGUUUACUCCUGGAGAAGCGUUGCUAACUGUACAGGGUGCAAAUCCUUCUUUUCUGUAAUGUAAUUGUGCCAUUAAAAAGUUUUAUGACAAAAAACACAAAUAACCCAUUAUGGUGAACAAAGGCCCUUUAUGGAAAAGGGUGAAGUCUUACACCGGCCCCAUUCCCCGGGCGAGGCACGGCCAUCGGGCAAUAGCCAUCCGAGAGCUGCUGGUUGUGUUUGGAGGUGGAAACGAGGGGAUAGCGACCAGCCUACAUGUUUAUAACACUGUGACGAGGCAAUGGUUCCUGCCAGCAGUGCGAGGUGAUAUCCCACCUGGCUGUGCUGCCCAUGGUUUUGCCUGUGAAGGCACACGAAUCUUGGUGUUUGGGGGCAUGGUUGAAUUUGGCCAAUAUACAAACAGUCUGUAUGAAUUGCAGGCUAGUCGUUGGCUAUGGAAGAAACUGAAGCCCCGCCCACCCAGGAACGGUCCACCUCCAUGUCCACGGAUUGGUCACAGCUUCAGUCUCCAUGCCAACAAGUGCUACCUUUUAGGUGGAAUGGCCAAUGACAGUGAAGACCCAAAUGGAAAUGUACCACGUUACCUGGAUGACUUUUAUGAACUCGAGCUACAGGCCCAGUCCGGGGUGAAAGGCUGGAACAUUCCAGAAACCAAAGGUGGAGGUCCAUCAGCCAGAGAAUCCCAUAGCUCGGUGGUGUACACAGGCAGCAGCCCAAAGCUGUUUGUUUUCGGGGGCAUGUGUGGUCACAGAUUGAACGACCUGUGGCAGCUGGACAUUGAAACUAUGACCUGGACUUUACCUCCAACUAGAGGGGAACUUCCAUUACCCAGAAGUCUGCACACCUCUAAUGUGAUUGGAAACAAGUUAUAUGUUUUUGGAGGUUGGGUUCCUGUUGAAGAAGCACAGGACAUGCUCGCUAAUGAUGGAGUCAAAUGGGUUUGCACAAACUCUCUUUGCAUUCUAAACCUCGACACGCUGACAUGGCAAAACAUGACUUCAGAAGAACAUCACAAUGAAUCAGCUUUAGGUGUGCAGUUGUUGGAAGAGGAAGAAAGCAAAGCACCUUGUCCGAAAGCACGAGCCGGACACUGUGCGGCAACCGUCGGCUCUCGUCUGUACAUCUGGAGCGGGCGAGAUGGAUACAGCAAGUGCAAUAGCUUCCAGGUCUGCUGCAAAGAUAUGUGGUACCUGGAGACAGAGAGGCCUUCCACUCCUGGUGCUGUGUUUCUUGUGAAGUCUACAAUUAAUAUGCUACAUGUUGCCUGGCGCCCCCUGCUUGCAGCCGAAUGUUAUUUGCUUCAAGUGCAGCCUGUCACUUCUCCUCAUUCACCAUCCACUAAAGCUCCUUCCACAAAGACUCCUCCACCAGAUUCAGCAGAUGGAAAGGAAGCUACACAAAAAGAUUCCCAGCCAUUUAAAAACACUGGAAGUGGAGAUUCCAAGGUUGCAGGAGAGAAAGACUCUUCAUUACAGGAAAAGCUUCAGAGGACAAAAGAAACUGGUGAAAUCAUCCAAGGAGACAAAAACAAAAAAGAAGCAAACCCUGCUUCUGAUGUCCCAACUACAACACAGUCUGAGCCGGAGAAUACAGAAGAGUCUGUGUGGUUUGAUGUAGGUGUUUUAAAAACACUGUUUUGUGAGGUUACACACUACUUUCUGCCUUCUGAGUGUGGUGACAUGGCAUCUACCCUAUCCAGUCAAAACUCGGCUGACAGUGAGUGGAAGCUGCCCGGUCCUUAUAGCUUUGCAGGUCGUGUGAAGCAAGAAUUGGCCUCAGGCGUCACAUACAGGCUUAGGGUGGCUGGUCUAAACAGCUGUGGUCUGGGUGACUUCAGCCCAGUCAGUGAGUUUAAGACCUGCCAGCCUGGAUUCCCAGGGGCACCAUCUGCUGUCAGAAUCACCAAGGAUACUGACUCCGUUCAUAUCACCUGGGAACCUCCCACCUCUCUGUCUGGAAAAAUCCUGGAGUAUUCCAUGUACUUAGCUGUGAGAAAGAGUAAAGGAAACAAUGCAGAGCGGCCCAGUGAGCUGGCCUUCAUCCGAAUCUAUCGCGGUACAAAGACGUCAUGUACAGUCAGCGAAGCCCAUCUAAGCAACGCACACAUCGACUGCUCAGCACGGCCGGCCGUCGUCUUCCGCAUCGCUGCCAAGAAUGAACAGGGCUACGGUCCGGCCACUCAGAUCCGAUGGCUGCAAGAUGUGAGUAAACUCAAAUCCUCAGCGACGCAGCCAGACUCUGGUUCUCCAUUGGCAGAGCCUGAUACCACCUGCAAGUGAACUCUUACCCAAAAUGGUUGUGCCUGACUCAACAGCAAAAACUUCAGCAUUGUAUUGCACUCUCAAUAACCUUGAAUGACUGAACCAGAUCUUACCUCACGUCCAAUUUGCCUGUCUGUGCAUCAUAACAAAUGGACCUUCAAUGUAAAAUGUAAAUUAACACUUUUUAAAAAAAAUAUUUUUAAAGUUCAUUGUUGUACGUAUUUUACUUUUGUCGUGGGAUCAGUUUAUUGUAGUCACGUAUGACAGGCAGCACUGGUAUAUCUUUAAAUCCCAAAAUUGGUUUCUGCAAUAAAAUCUCAGAAGAAAAGUCACUUCCCCACAUGUAAACAUGCACAUUGGAAAUAACUCAAAAUAUACCAGUGUUAAAAAAGCCUAAUUGGCAGUAGUUUAAUCAAAAACAUCCCCAAUGCUGCCUGGACUUGUUAUAAAAUAUAAAGCUUAACACGACACACUAUACCAUCAUCAUAGCUGGAAAAUAACUUUUCCUAUGCCUUAAAAUUGUACAUAAUUACAACGUAUGCUGAAUGAGCAAUGUGUAUCCUUUAUGGAGUUAAAUAUUUACUGUGUUAAUUAUACACAGCAACUUUCACAAUGUAUACUUCAAUUCAAAUGCUAUAAUCUAUCUAAAAAGGACUUUCUAAUAUAGGUUACAUUUGCCUUGUUCUUAUACCAUGCCACUAUCUUAGAAAACUACAGCUGUAAAUAAUUUUAGGUAGCUACACUGAUUAACACUUUGUGCCAUUUUAUAACAAAGCUUUUGUUUACCAAGCUUUCUAUUCUGAAUGCCAUUUUAGCAUAAUUUGUGUGUUGUCAUAUUUUACCACGUUUUUCAGAUGUUGUAUUUGCCAGUUUGAAUCCACCACUCACUUCAAACCCAGUU